Pocillopora meandrina is the source of this 7106-nucleotide messenger RNA. NCBI's taxonomy places the organism in Eukaryota, Metazoa, Cnidaria, Anthozoa, Scleractinia, Pocilloporidae. The record is from the annotation of a GenBank genome assembly.
AUGAAUUCUACCGAGCAAAAACUGCAUGGUAUUGGCAGCGGAGAAAACGACAAAGAUGUAACCCAAACGUGCCAGUGUUGUCUUCCACUACGUUAUGUCAUUGGGAUUUUUAUCAUGCUUGGCUUUACGAAUGUUUACGCUAUGCGAGUUAACCUUAGCGUAGCUCUGGCUGUUAUGGUUGGUAAUCAAACACUCAUGAAAGGUGGCAUGGAAAUAGAGGUAAUUUCAGUCUUUCAAAUUGUGACGAGAAACACUUACUAAUAAAAUUAAAGAUUUGAGUGUUGCACGGAAUGCAGUAGACAUGACAGCAGAUCUAGUGCCAAGAGAACAAAUGAACCAGAAAGCGAUUAGAAUGUGAAACGAGUGAUGUUUUCAUGGUUGAAACCAACUGAAGCAUAGACUAACCAAUACCGUCGACCAACAUUUAUUACGGCCCCAUCAAAUUGGACUGACAAACAAAAUUGAUAUUUUAAGCCUCUAUCUACUCAAAUUUUUUCGGUUUAUUUUUAUGAUAAAUUACAUAGGCAAGAAGGCAGAGUAUUUGUAAAUUUCUUUUCAUCACUCUAACUGCGUUAUUGGGGCGAUUGUCGUAACCAAUAAACGGAAAAGGUCUUUUUCGAGCUCCUCUCUUUUCAAAAUUUUAUUUUCUUGUACCGUCUAACACCAUAACCCCUUCCCUUUCCAUCCACUUGAUGAGUUUAAGCUAGACCAACAGCCCAUUAAUACGAACUGCAAAUUCAUAGCCGGUGAAAAUAUACCUGGAACUUACAAAGCUUUCAUUGCCUUGUUUGAGUCUAGGAACCCGCAGAGUUUUCAUGGGGAACUAAAACUCAAGGUAUGUAUCCAACCAACUGACGUUUGAUUCUUUGUUUGAUUCCACGAUCUGGAGGCGUAUUUCGACAUUGUCCCUUAAUUUACCUCUUCUGACAAAAUUCUUUUGCGAAUGUCGUGUUGCGAGUAGCUGUCCGGUUUUACUUUGAUGUUAAUGGCACUGAUGAUCAGUUCCAGUCCAAGGAUAGCUCUAGCAUAAAAAGCUUGAAGGAAACUGUAAUCCUAUGAUAGCAAAUUUGUUCGUAUGCUCUACUUCGUUCGUACUUUGUUUCUUUCGAUUCGAAAAAACUUGCGUUCGAGCGAUUCAGAUACUUUAUUUUGUCCUUCAUUUACGAUGAAAGUAUUUUUCGAUAAGACAAUCGAAUUCUAAGCGAGAAAUAAUAGAAAAAACCCGCUGUUUAUCAAACUGCCGUAGACUUGAUAUGAAGCGAUAUGUAUAUGUUGAUUAAUUUUCAGCGAAAGAACAAUAGACAUUCUGCCCGAUGAGGGUUGCUGAUUGAGUUAUUAACGAUAUCAUGGUAAGAAUAUUAUUUCCUUUGAUCUUUUCUCACAGGAUUCAUUCUCAGUGCGUUCUAUUUCGGCUACAUUGUUAUGCACUUACCCGGAGGAUACUUGGCACGAAAACAUGGCGGUGCUACAUUGCUUGGUCUGUCUGUUGGCGCCACAGGGUUCCUUACCCUUUUCACACCUCUUGCUGCAAAGACCCAUGUGGGAGUGUUCAUUGCACUGAGAAUUGCAGUAGGAUUUGCCGAGGUAAUCCCACCCCCCCAUUAGCUUGUACUAUAGUUAUACACAUUGACACUUGGAUGAAUUUGUUGCGUUAAGUUGUAAAGUAAAACAAUACGGUUGCCGGCUAUUAGAAGCUUAAAUACUUGAAUUUGUGAGACUAGGACGUCAGUCGGAAGUUAAUAGUUCGUUUCCCUGACAAUUGAUACAGCUCUACUGACUGUGGCGUUAAGUUAAAAAAAUGCUUAACCGAAAGAGUUCAGUUGGUUGGUGGAUGCCAAAUGUGCCAGUAACUGUUCAACUUUCCUUAAUGUCUCCGUCUGCAUUUCAAAAACCGCAUAUCUGUGCUUCCCGUUAGUCCCCCAUGAGGAAUAACACUUUUCCGAAAUACAAUUCGUCACUUUGCUCAUCAUUCAUCAUUUCUUAUGAUUUGUGAAGGGUCCUGUUUAUCCCGCCGGUCACGCUUUUUGGAGUAAAUGGGCGCCCCCCUUGGAAAGAAGUAAACUGGCAACUUUAAACGUAGCGGGUGAGUUGAAAGGGAUCCAGUUUAUAAUAGUGAAACCUGCGAUCUAAAUGUUGUCGGUGUCCUUUUGUAGGAAAUGGUCAAACACACGCACACUUAUUAUACGGUAAUAUUUUUCACGAGCUUCCCUCCAAUACCUGUGGCAUCAAAAAACGUAAGAGGUAGACAUCGUUUCGAGCCACUUGCGUAUGCGCCUUUAUUCAACACAGAUAAAAUCGCUGAGAGCGAAUGGUGAUGAUCUCCCACAUCACAGUAUAAGUACCACUUCGCGUGGUUUCAAACGAACAUUUUGAUCGGUGUAGUCGUUUAGCCACGGACACUUUCUAAUGAACGUAACGAAUGACGUGUUCUGAUGUUUGUUAGCAGAAAGGGGUCUAUGGAGCAGACAAUGGAGCGACGAAUUUGCCAAUCAUAGGUUAAGAGCUGUACAAAACGUAGACUUAGGUUAUACAAUUUGCUUUGCUUUGCUACAAGAGACUGACUCGUUUUUAUAUGGAGACACCAAACGAUGAUCCAAGGGUGCCCAUGAUAAUACGAUUUCACUGCUGGUACGAUUGCCCUUACUGGGUUGCUGUAAGAAUGACACAUCCCCUUCCACCGCUAGUAACUGAAAGAAAGUUGGAUUCUCAUUUGCAGCAAAGCAUGGCUCCAAAUUUAACUCCUUUACUCUGCGGAUUCCUCUGACACGGUGGUUAGUAGGAAUUAUUAUGUUAGGUCUUGCUGAAGACUUAAGGAAUAUUUAAAUGAUUUCGUUCUAUUUCCGUAGGGGGUAUUUUAGGUAUAAUAAUGUCCAUGUUUCUGUCUGGAUACAUUGCUUUUCAUUUUGGUUGGUCUUGGAUUUUCUAUGUCUUCGGUAAGUCAUUCAAUUAAAUAACGUUAUUUCAAUCAGUUUCAAUCGUUUCUUUUUAUAGAUUUUCAUCGUAAAACGGGAUGUUGGAGAAAUUGUCCCGAAUUGAACAUUCCAUUUAAGAUUUACAAAGCAGUCUUCAAUUUGCUCAUGCUAAUCGAAGUCAUAAACGAGAAGUGGCAAACGGCAUAUGGCUAGUCGAGGACGAUACAUGCUUUACCUUAUUCUCGACAGCGGUUGGAUUUAACGAUUACCUCGUUCGUUAAAAUUGCUCUGUAUGGAAUAGCAAAUAGAAUAAGAUAAAGAUUUAAAAAAUAAAUGAAACGAAAAUCUAGGAACGUUCUUAACGACAUAUAGACGCCUAAGUGAUGUAAAUGAUAAAAUCUAUUUCAACAGGUAGUAGUGGUCUUAUCUGGUCGAUUCUUUGCCUCUGUUUGGUUAGUAACUCACCUUCACAACAAAGGUGGAUCUCAAGAGAAGAAGCUGAAUAUAUUAAAGUUAGCUUAGCAGGAGAUUUACAAAGUCAGGUAAAAAAAUAAAUGUUUGUGAAUUUUGGCAUAAAAUGAAGAGAAUGUGAGGAAACAAAAGCAAUGUUUAGAGGACUUUUCACUCAUUUCAUCCACUUUCUUGUAAUUCAAAAUUCGUAAGAAAGAUACAUGAAAAAAUUACUUAGUUCUGAUUGGUUAAGAUAAAUGCAAUUUUUUUCAGGUAAUUCAAUGCAGAAGAGGGUUAAUUCAGUGCAAAGAAGUAACAAACUAGACUGAACAAUUUCUUGAACUGCUUAACCCGACUUUGAACUUUUUUGCGCCUUAUAGAUGUGAAAGUAUUAUUGUAUAUUAUUGUUUUGAUCGUGCGCGGUUGUUUUGACCGAACGCACAAUGUCACUUGCAGGGUUUAAAUAAAUUAUUUUUGCACUUGAUGGGGGCGCUUUGCUUCUGCAUAAUUAUGAUAAGCUAUCUCGUAUUUUUAUCAUUUAUAUUAUCAAUACGUAAUUACAUGAUUAAUUAAUUAUUAAUUACAUAAUUUCUCGUGCAAUUUGGAAUAAAUAAGUGCAUAUAAAAUUUUUCAAAGAUCACAAAUUGCACAAAUUUUGUUAGUCUUUGAAAAAAUAAACUCGUGUUUACUUAUUUCAAAUUGCACUCGAAAUCAUGUGAUUACCUAUACUUAUUUCUGGUUUCUUUAAUUACUUUCUUAUUUUUUUGUUUAAUCCUAUUCCCUCUUUUAACCAUUCGUCCACUUGUUCAUUCAUCCGUUCAUCCCACCUUUUCUGCAUCUGUCCAUCCAUUCAUCUACCUGCUUACCCGCCCACUCAUCCAUCCAGUUCGCGGCUCAAUCGCUCAUGCUCACGUGUAUGCGUGCAUUCUGUUUGGUUCAAUUAUUCAUGUAUUCAGUUAUUCAUGCAUACAUGUACCUGUUUGUUAAUUCAGUCGUAUGAUUACUACUUCUCACCAAGAUCAUGUUGUUGUUUCGUUUUGUUUGGCGUUUACGGUCAUGCUUAUCACGUUUUUAGGAUGUACCGAUUCCUUGGAAAGCAAUCUUCACCUCUCUUCCAUUCUGGGCCAUUAUUGUAACGCAUUCUACGCAUUCGUUUGGCUAUUACAUGCUGAUAUCAGAGCUUCCUUUAUUUUAUACACAACGACUUCAUCUUGAUCUUAAACAGGUAAGGCCCGAGCCAAUUAACAAUGCCCUCAAUCUCUCGAGUAACGGGAUUCUCUGGGCAGUGCCAGCUACAGGGCAUAGAUAUUAAAACUUGACAUUUCUGCUGAGUUACUCAUUUUGUAACUUUGAAUCUUGGACAUGCUUAGAUUUAACAUAUGUGCCUAAGAAUUUAUCUUAUAUUUGACAAAUUCUCACAGAGCAGUUUUCAAUUGAGUGUUAAAAAGGAUCCAAGAUUGCUUCAGUUUUGCUUUAUUUCGCUCUGUGAUUAGUCUAGAAAACUCGCACCUUCUCUAAACCAGUCAAAUGCAGGUACUAAAAACCAAUCUCAUCUUGGUCAGUCGCGUUUUCCCGCGCUUCCAUCAGGUUGCAUGUUUUUGAUUUCUCAUUGGAUCGUGAUGAUGUUGACCUUUUUUUUUUUGACUGGUGGUUGUGAUUACUUUGGUUAUGUUGGUCGACAAUCAUUGAUCACUGUUUUAUUUCAUAGUAUGUUAUAUGCCCCAGAAAGUUUCUCAAAGAAAUGCGAAACGAUACCUCAAUUCUCUAUGAUUAUCUUCCAGUCUCAAACCUGUAGACCAAGUUUUGUCUAAAUUGUCAUUAAAAAAAACAGUAUGCUUUGCUACAGUCAAUGGCUGGUUUUGAGCGAAAAUCCUCCUAAACAAAUCGUCCGAAAAAUCCCAGGGACUGUGGCUACCACCCCUCUGUCCCACCUCAUACCGGGGUCCACAAUACGAAUGAUCUUUUCUGUUUUUCUCUAUCAGACUUGGACUGCAUCGUCCUUACCUUACGUGGUCACACUGGUGAUGUUAAUCCUUGGUGGUCAAAUAGCUGAUUAUCUUCGCAAGCAUCAUCUUGCAACCGGAACUGUGAGAAAGAUCUUCAAUACAAUUGGUAAAUGACUCUCCAGAUACAUUUAGAAAAUUGCAAAGACGGACUUAAGAGAAGAAAUAAGCUUAAUUUUUCGUCGAGGACUAAGAGUGAACGAGGACAUCUUACAACCAUUGGCGGUAUUUGAAGCGAUCGUAAGGUAGAGGUCAUAUGCAUUGUCUGAUCUGUAAAUACCUCUAAAGACAGACGUGGCUAUCACAGGGGCGUAGUGAAACGUUCCUGCAUCAACUCAGCGAAGUCACCUCUUGUCUGAGUCAUCUCUUUGAUGCUCUUAGCUAGAUCACUUGAUAUUCCAAGUAGCUCCCCGACCGUUACCAGGGAUCACUGUAGUGUCUUCUUCCCGGCACACCAUAUAAUAACGUUGUCGUUUCGCUAAGUUCUCUUCUAGACAUUAACUUAAUACUCUAAAACCAAUAGCAUUUUCUCUUUAUGUUAACAUCUCCUUCCGUCCUUCUGUUAGUUUAACCCCUUGCAUUUUCGCGCAUUUGUGGUUCGCAAGAGAAAUUCUUUACUUUUAAAACUUAGGAGGAACAAGUCAUUAUUUAUCAUCAUGAUGGGUAGUAAUGGAGGAGGGGGGGGGGCAGUGAAGUCGGGGGAUUUUGAUUGUGUGACAUUAAAUUUUUCCUGAUCCCCCCUAAGGCCCUAUAGUAUUUCAAUGGUUCCAUCCCCCCAUUGGAUGUUAAUUUUCCAUGGUUACCUCCUGUAUACUCGGUUAGCAAUAAUUGAUCGCCCACAUUUCCUCCUGUGGACCAUGUUAUCCCAAAAAGUUUCGACCCCCCCCCCCCUCCCUCCCCCUCACCUCACGGUGAUAGAAAAAAAUUAGUCGUUCUCUACCUCCCUAUAUUUUCAAAUAUUUGCGGGUUGCGAGACAACCUCUUUACUUUUGUGAACCUAUAUAGAUCAAUGUAGUUAUACCAGUGUAUUUUUCAUCUUAGGUUUCCUUAGUGAGGCUAUAUCGUUCUUAGUGCUAGGCUAUUUUUCAAAUGCCACCACUGUUGCAGUACUAAUCACAUUAGGAGUGGGUCUUGGCGGACUGGCUCGUAGUGGAUUCUAUGUAAAUCAUCUCGACAUUGCCCCACCUCUCGCUAGUGUCUUACUUGGCAUAACAAACACAGCAGCAUCAUCGGCUGGAAUCUUAGCCCCUAUCGUCACUGGAUUAAUUGUUCAACACCACGUAAGUUUAGUAUUCAAAAUCGUACAUUUAAUUAGUCGCAGAUGGGGCUUUGAGUGCUCUUUUUGUUUUAGUAUAUUUAUAUCUAAAUUUGUGUGAGGUAACUAAGGCGGUGGCCAUUCAUUGUCGUCCGGGGGAGGGGAUCGAAAGAUUUGUUAAUGUCAAAAUAAAAUUUUCUUAAUCAAUUGCCAAUGAGGGGGUGGGGUGGGGGAGGGUUAAUUACGCGACCCGACCUAAGCCCCCCUAGUUUAGCCUGAAGAAAUUGUAACUUCAAGUUAACACACUCAGACUAUUUCCUAUUUUUCUAACAGACGUCCCUUGAAUGGAGAAUCGUCUUUUUCAUCAUCGCAGCGAUGAAUGUUCUUGGCGCCAUAUUCUUUGUCAUUUUUGGCUCAGGCGAAAAACAGUCGUGGGCGAUUAAUGAGGGAUAUAAUGAGUUACCAAAGGAAGAUCCAGAUGAAUAG